AUGAGUGUUAUCACUUUAAAUUUUGGCCAAUGCGGCAACCAAAUAGGCCAAACACUCUACACAACUCUAGAAGAAGAUAUCACAUUAAAAACGACCAACUCGCAACAUUAUUGCCAGUCUCUGGCUAAAUGGUUCAAUGUAGACUCCAAGGGACGCUGGAAAGCUCGCUCUAUACUUGUCGAUACUGAAUCGAAAGUUAUAAAAGAUAUAAAAAAAUCAUGGUUCGAAAAUAUUAUUGUAAACCCUGUUGGUGGUUCGGCAAAUAAUUGGGCCUACGGUUAUGUGGAAAACAGUAGAUUAGUGGUUGGGCAAGUGUUAAAUUUGGUACGCAAAGAGCUGGAGAACUGCGAUUUUGUAACUUCAUUUUUGAAUUUCUACAGUCUGAGUGGAGGGACUGGUUCUGGAGUUGGAAGUUAUGUCAUUGAAAAACUGCGCAACGAAUAUCCAAAAAAUACUAUUGUUAAUUGUGCAGUUCUUCCUUAUGUGAAGGGAGAAAUAUCUACACAAGCUUAUAAUUGUUUAUUAAAUUUAUCCACAUUAUAUUCAAUAGGGGAUUGUACUGUACUAUUUGAAAACGAAAGAUUAUUGCAUUUAAGUAAAUACUCAUUAAAUCUCAACGCUGUAAACUAUUCAAAUAUUAAUUCUAUCAUUUCUCAGCAAGUAGCUUCAAUUUUUCAACCUUUAGGUACCGUAACUACUUCAUCAUUAUUACAAAAUCUUAUUUCGCACCCUCAGUUCAAAUUUCUACAAAUCAAAACAGAACCAAAUAUUUCAAACCAAAACUCUGCAUUUGAAACUCCUCAGCAAUGUACCGCUUUAAUGAAUAAUUUAUUGAGACAAUCUCGUUUCGAUCAUGCUCAAACCAAUAAAUAUUCACAUUUCAAAGUGAUAUCAAAAGCACUAAUCCAUCGCGGACUGGAAAAGGUACCAGAAUAUGAGUUAAAAUCAUUUAAAGAAACCAGAGACUUGGUAAAAUGGUUACCACAAGAAGAAAGUGUUCGAGUUUAUUCAGUGCCAGAACGCUUUUGUUAUUACCCCAACCAUUUAUCUGUGCUUUUUAAUGAUAAUAAUAUUUUAACGCCUUUAAAUGCGAUUGUGGAUGACGCUUGGACCUUGUUUACUCAUAGAGCGUAUCUUCAUCAUUAUAGCAAGUAUGGGCUCGAUGAAGAGUAUCUUUUGAAUUCUUUUCAGAUUAUGGAAAAUGUUUUAAAUAAUUAUAGAAUGAUUUAA
This is a messenger RNA of Ceutorhynchus assimilis (cabbage seed weevil), 1230 nucleotides long. The record is from the annotation of a GenBank genome assembly. NCBI's taxonomy places the organism in Eukaryota, Metazoa, Arthropoda, Insecta, Coleoptera, Curculionidae.